Esox lucius (northern pike) is the source of this 1412-nucleotide messenger RNA. RefSeq names its product adhesion G protein-coupled receptor E3. Gene Ontology annotation, biological process: adenylate cyclase-activating G protein-coupled receptor signaling pathway. Gene Ontology annotation, molecular function: G protein-coupled receptor activity; calcium ion binding. Bases 129 to 1289 code for a protein of 386 amino acids. The record is from RefSeq and is a predicted model, not a curated record. NCBI's taxonomy places the organism in Eukaryota, Metazoa, Chordata, Actinopteri, Esociformes, Esocidae. The transcript is spliced from 10 exons.
CUUCCUUUUUUUCUUUUAAGAUGACAUUGAGAAGAAGAAAAAAUCUAUAAAAGGAGAAUGUUGAUAGGCAAUCUGCUCAGUUUCAUGUCCAUAGGCAAGCAGUUACUUGACAAACAACCUCCUUUGCAAUGAAAGGGCAUUUGCUCUUCUGGAUUUCUGGUCUCUACCUGGCCCAAGCUUCACCAUUUGCACUCUGUCCAGCUGGAUAUUCGAUUCAAAAUAUUGGGGGUGGAUGUUAUGACACAGAUGAGUGUGCAGCGGACAGAGGUAUUUGUGGGAAGUGGGGAAUCUGCUGGAAUUUAGAGGGAAGCUACAUGUGUCAGUGUCCUACUGGUCUCACUACCAGUGGCAGCAAUCAAACUCAGUGUCCAGAUGUAAAUUGUGACCAAUAUAUAACUCAGAGCAUACCUGAGCAGACUUUACCAGGUUUUAAUAGCAUCAUAUCAGUCCUGAGAGACAACUGUUUGAUGUUAAAUAAAUCUGGGAUGACUGUAGCUACAAAUGAGACUUUCACAGUCCUGACCAAUGUGACAGAUAGUCUUCAACUCCUGUUCAGUGGUGUUUGUGGUAGCAGUGAAGUGACUACUUUACUUAAAGCAACUGAAAACCUUAUCAGACUGAUGUCCCCACUGCUAAGAGACAACGUGAGCAGAAUCAAUACAAGCCACACAGAGAUAGAGAUUGUGGUUAUUAGGGAAAAGACGCCACCUCAAGGACCAGUCAAACUGACCAAUGAAAAUAUCCAACUUGACACCACCUGGGAGACAGUGAUUGGAAAGAACUACCCAGGGUUUGGUUUUGCCGUUCUGCUUAGCUACAAGAGUCUGCAGAUUUUGACAAACAUCUCUGACAAGCUCUCCUCCAGAGUGGUGACUGUAUCAGUUAGCAAUCCUAACAUUACAAACCUGUCUGAACCUAUCAUUCUCACCUUCAAACACUUGACGCUCAGUGACCAGAACGCCACCUGUGUUUAUUGGUCGGAGGUUGGAGGGGGGGCGUGGUCAAGCCAAGGCUGCACCUUAGUGGUGUCUAACUCUACCCACACUGUGUGCUCCUGCACCCAUCUCAGCAGCUUCGCCCUGCUCAGUGAAAUGCAAAAGAUGAAGGAAGACGGAAAGAUAUCAUUGGUGAUGUCGGUUUGCGUUUCCGUGGCAUUUGCCUUGAUGGUCCUAUCCCUGCUCACUGCCCUGUGGUGUCGCUUUAUGAGCAAAAAGCACAAUGGAGGCCGCCAGCGGCUACAGCGAUCCAACCUCAAAAGCACGUCAAAUAUAGACAGCAGGGAUUUCUAAAAUCUCUUUGCAUUGUGUUUUUUAGGUAAUCCCACUUUUUCAAUCACUGGUAAAAUAGCUCUUUAGACUGAAAGAACUAUUAGAAAAUAGGAAUGAUUCUGUUUCAGAAAAGAAUAAAGGUUU